AUGCAAGCAGACGUACCGCAAGGCAUCUGGGCCGUUAAUGAUGAGAGUAGAGCGGUCCUCGUUGACUUGAAAGCAAUAGGCCAUUUGACCCCUCACAGCUCUGAGGCAGCAACGGCCAUCCUUUCGAGCUUCCUGGCUACGGUGAAGUUCUCCGACUUUAUGCGCAUCGAGGAUCAGCUCGAAGUUUCGAUCGUUGGGAGCAUGGUGCCGGCCUCUGGAUCGACUCCUGCAGAGGCUAUGACCUGUGCGCAAGUGGCCGGCUGUGGGGGCUUUGUCUCCAUUUCGGUGACGCGCAAAGGCUCCCCACACCCCCUGAUCAAGACUCUGGCACGCAAGGGCUUUUUGCACGAUCUGGUGUGUGGAAGGAAUCAGAACAGCCUCGCCAACACCACCCUCAAGGCCGACAACACCACCCUCAAGGCCGACAACGCCGCCCUCAAGACCAGGGUGGAUGCCAUCGAGGCCGACAACACCACCCUCAAGGCCGACAACACCGCCCUCAAGACCAGGGUGGAUGCCAUCAAGGCCGACAACACCACCCUCAAGGCUGACAUUGCCACCCUCAAGACUGCAAUGGCCUCACUUGCUGCUGUAUUGAACAAGUGGGAAUAA
This is a messenger RNA of Acanthamoeba castellanii str. Neff, 612 nucleotides long. RefSeq lists its product as uncharacterized. The record is from RefSeq and is a predicted model, not a curated record. The transcript is spliced from 2 exons. NCBI's taxonomy places the organism in Eukaryota, Discosea, Longamoebia, Acanthamoebidae. Bases 1 to 612 code for a protein of 203 amino acids.